Gigantopelta aegis is the source of this 2693-nucleotide messenger RNA. RefSeq names its product CRAL-TRIO domain-containing protein C3H8.02-like. Bases 561 to 1247 code for a protein of 228 amino acids. The transcript has 8 exons. The record is from RefSeq and is a predicted model, not a curated record. Lineage: Eukaryota; Metazoa; Mollusca; Gastropoda; Neomphalida; Peltospiridae.
CAAUCUCAGCUAUUACGUAAUUUUCCGUCAUAAAAAUGUCCACAGAUCUUCAUCAUAAACAUGAUAAAAUAAUUAUUUGGAAUACGUUCAUCCGUUGAUUGUUGGUUAUAGAGACUACAAGACUGUCAAGAGUAUCGUUAUUAGAAGAUAAUCCAUCAAUGCACUUCAGCUCACACACCCUUUAUAGAACUAAGUCUGGUGGAAUAUAGACGGAGUAGAGAUAAUUAAACCAGUGGCGUUGUGAUAAGAGUUUACAUCAAAUUGCUGUGUUGAAAAACCGCACUGCCUGAAAUCAAUCAAUACAUUGAUGGUGAACCUGCUCUCCUGGUAGUGGAGUUUCUGGCAUUAACCACCUGGCAUAGUUUAGAUGUCUUGGCCCUUGUAACGGAGCGGGCCAUUCUCACAGUAAACUGCUGGGAAGAACUGUGCAUGGCACCAAUACUGGAGAGUUUCUAACAGAUGUUGGAAUAUUCCUCAGGACAUGUCAUAGCAGUGUUCAGGAAUAAAGUUACGUAUUGUAUUCUGACAGAUGUUUUUCUGGAAGAAGGCUAACGUAUACCAUGGCAGAAAAUGGAUCUACAGAUGAAGUGGAAGAAAAGGAUUUCAAGGAGCUAAAAGAAAGAUGCAAAAUAAUAUUCGAGGCUGAUCCAUCCCAGACACACACGGACUCUUCUUUGCGGAGAUUUCUGCGAGCGUUUGGCGAUGUGGAUCCUGCAUUCAAACAGCUGCUGAAGUGCAACAAGUGGAGACACGAGUAUGGGGUUGAGAAUCUGUCUCCGGAUGAUGACGACAUCCUGAGGGAAAUCUCCAUCGGGAAAAUACAUAUACUGAGGAACAGAGACUCACAAGGAAGACCUGUGAUAUACGUCAUAGCCCGGAAACACAAUGUAUACGAGAGAGAUAUAGAUAAAUUUACAAAAUUCAUAGUCUAUAUUUUGGAAACUGCUUGUAAGAAAUGUAACGAAGAAAUCAUCGACAACUUGUGCAUAAUAUUUGAUCUGAAAAACUUCAGUCUGAGUUGUAUGGACUAUCAGUUUAUCAAGAACCUGAUAUGGUUGUUGAGCAAGUACUAUCCCGAACGAUUGGGCAUUUGUCUAAUCAUCAACUCACCUAUGAUGUUCUCAGGUUGUUGGGCCAUUAUUCGUCCAUGGCUAAAUGAAGUAACGGCUCGCAAAGUGACGUUUGUAUCCGAUAUACAGCAGCUGUGUCAGUACAUUCAUCCCGACGCCCUGCCACCAGACGAUUAGAACAGAAAGUCACAAGACUUGGCAGCUUUCCACCUCAUUCAUCUCACUCAACUAGCGAUGUCAUUGUCACAUACAGCGGAUGAACAUUUCUUCUUAACAUGUCAGUUUUAGCGCAACUCACAGCAAUGCAUUUUAUCUGUUGAAACUAGAAUUGUAUUUUGUAAAUUAACAUAAAUUUUGAUAAGUCACAGCAACACAUUUGUCUACUAAAAUUAAAUAUAUGAAUUAUAUUUUAUAUUUGACUCACAGCAAUGCAUUUUAUCUGUUGAAUUGGAAUUGUAUUUAGUAAAUUAAUAUAAAUUUUGAUAAGUCAUAGCAACACAUUUGUCUGUUAAAAUUAAAAAUAUGAAUUAUAUUUUAUGAAUGUCAAGUAACAGCAACAAUUUUUGUCUUUUGAAAUUAGAAUAAGUAUAUUUUAUUAAGUAAUAAAUACAAUUGUAACAUUUUAAGUUAUCUAUUGAAAUAAAAAAUAUGAAUUAUAGUUUAUAAGUAAUCGAUAGUAAUUGACAAAUCACAAAAGCAGAUUUUAUGUUUAAAUUAGAAUUAUAUUUUUUAAAGUAAUAUAAUUUUUGUUCUUGUUUUUUUGCUAGAGGUCUUAUAAUACAUGUACUUAAUACUGUACAUUUCAAAACUUUAGUCAUCUAAUCAAGUACUUCCCAAGGAAUACCAACUUUAGUUCUGUGAUAAAUAAUUUGGAAUAUAUUUUUUUUUUUUUUAAACUACCACAUGCAGUGUUCCAAGAAUGACAGUCAUAAGUUACUUAUUGAGAUGAUAUUAAUAACAUCUCUUUGCAUACUUCCUCGUUUGGACAGGGUCUGUAUGUAGCUCAGUGGUAAGUUCUUCGAUAUGUAGUAGGUCCUGCUAUUAAUAUUACAAAGACUAUGAUAUACAAUAUCUUGUCCUGUCUUUAGGAAGAUACAUAUAUGAAAUAUAUUAUUUAGUAAAGAGUAGGCUAUUUUAAUUUAGGGGCCAGUCACAAUUAAUAACAAUUUCUGGGGCACAGUAGCAAGUAAGGAGGGCAUCGUUGACACUUGCCGUCAUUAUGAUGGUUAAAUUCAAAACCUGCCAUUGAAAAAUCAGUUUAAAAAAAAAAAAUUUACACAUCUAGUAGAAUACCACAUAAGAUUACUUUUUGUAUGAUCUAUUAAAACAUACCACUGGUUGCUUCUGUCCCAUCCUGGAUGGAAGAGUUAAUGGUAGUCAGAACUUUUGCCCAUGAUGUGUGCACUAUAACAGCUUGCCCUGAAUGUGUACAUUAAACAACUUGAACUUGCUCCUAGGUGAUGGAGUGGUUACCACAACCAUAUAAUCCAAAAGUUGAAGUUAAUUUGUUUUGUUUAAUGGCACCACUAGAGCACAUUGAAAAUUAAUCAUUGGCUAUUGAUUGUCAAACAUUUGAUAAUUUGGACCUGCUACAUUUUUCCAUUAGCAGCAAAGGGUCUUUUA